AUGAUUCUCUUUGUCAGGCAAAAUCCUCGCUGGGGAGCAGCCAACACCGCCUUGGUCAGAUGGCUACCAGCUGAAUACGAAGACGGAGAGAGCGAACCAAAAGGCUGGAACCCAGAACGGCUCCAUAAUGGAUUCCAACUUCCCCUGCCACGGAGAGUCAGCAGCGAAAUAAUGACGAGCUCUUCUAAGUGGACCGAUGAUUCCUACUCUCAGCUGCUGGUGGAGUGGGGCCAGUAUAUUUCCCAUGACAUGGCCAUGACCCCUCAAAGCACCGGCAGUGAUGUUUCCAUAGAUGCGAGCUGUUUAAAUACAUGUGAAAACGUGCAUCCAUGCUUUCCCAUUCAGAUGGAUGAUGGUGUUGACGGCUGCAUGCCGUUUUAUCGCUCCACGUCAGACUGCUUUGUCAGUUUUCGGUCUGGGAUAAGUCAGGCCCUGCAGCGACAACAGCUCAAUGCCGUAACUUCAUUCAUUGAUGCUUCUGCUGUAUAUGGCCACUCUCCAAAGCUGGAGAGCUUCCUUCGUGACCUUUCGGGCCGUAAUGGAAAACUUGCUGUCAAUGACCAAUUCAAGGACCCAAAAGGGAGGCCUUAUCUUCCAUUUGUUACCAGGCUGCCAUCAGCCUGCCACCAAGACCUGCAAGGGGAGAGAGUGGAAUGCUUCAGUGCUGGAGACAGUCGGGUCAGCGAAGGUCUACCUCUGACUUCCUUACACACACUGUGGCUCAGGGAACACAAUCGAAUUGCAGAAGCACUGAAACACAUGAAUGGUCACUGGAGCCCGGAGAUGGUAUACCAAGAAGCUCGCAAGAUCAUCGGCGCACUGCACCAGAUCAUAACCACAAGAGAUUAUCUUCCAAAAAUUAUUGGCCCGGAGUCCUUCGAACAUUACAUUGGCCCCUACAGGGGGUACGAUCCAUCUGUGGACCCCUCGGUCUCCAACGUGUUCACCACAGCCGCAUUCAGGUUUGGCCACGCUACCAUCUCUCCAAUCCUCUGGAGACUGAAUGAGAGCUUCCAUGAGCAUGAGCGCUUCCCCCACUUGAGACUGCACAAUACUUUAUUCAGUCCAUGGAGAAUAGUCAAAGAAGGGGGGAUUGAACCAGUCCUGAGAGGUGUAAUUGGAUCUGCUGCGUCAGCUGUCAGUGCAGACAUGCUGCUGGCAGAUGAAGUAACGGAGAGGCUGGUGGUCCUUGAUACACUGCAGCACAUGGACCUGGCUGCACUGAACCUGCAGAGAGGACGAGAUCACGGCCUCCCAGGGUACAAUGAUUGGAGGGAAUUCUGUGGACUGAAGCGUAUCAAGACACUGGAUGAUUUCUCGGUGCUUGUGCGAGACCGCAGGGUUGCUGAGAGAAUAUUUGAUCUGUACAAAGAUCCCGACAACAUCGACGUAUUUCUGGGCGGACUUGUUGAGAGGCUUUUGCCUGGCUCAAGAACCAGUCCUCUCCUUGCUUGCCUGAUUGGAAGGCAGAUGAAAGCGCUCCGUGAUGGUGACAGGUUUUGGUGGGAAGCUGAUGGUGUGUUUACCCGGCAACAGAAGGAAGAACUUUUAAAGUUUUCUCUAUCCCGUCUGAUCUGUGACAACAGCGACGUAGGAGAAGUUCCUCUGGAUUCUUUCAUAUUUGGGAAAUACCCCUCUCAUUAUGUCUCCUGUGAUCGUAUACCCUCAAUGAAUCUGGACGUCUGGCGAGAGGAGAUGAGUGAAGAUUUACGACGGUGUGGCUCCCCAAAACAGAUCAACAAUGGGGAAUAUAUCCUGUCCUCUACAUCUGGAAGACUGGUUGCCCUGUACUCUUGUUACCAUGGUUUCAAACUUAAGGGUGCUGUUGUCAUAGUUUGCAUGGGAGAUCGAUGGAGUGAUCAACCACCACAAUGCACCGGGGAAUCGCCCCUAAGGUGCUAACAAUGGAACAGAUCUGGAAAUUUUCCGUAGCUUUAUAAUCAAGUUCCCUGUGACAUCAUUGUUUUGAUUUUAUUGUCUGUAUGUCAUAAACUUUUAAUCACAUAUCUUUAAUUGAGAGUUUUAUGAUAUUUGUGUAUCUCAUAUCUGGCAAUGUGUUU
Archocentrus centrarchus (flier cichlid) is the source of this 2060-nucleotide messenger RNA. It is a transcript of the gene tpo, whose product is annotated as thyroid peroxidase. Lineage: Eukaryota; Metazoa; Chordata; Actinopteri; Cichliformes; Cichlidae. Bases 1 to 1902 code for a protein of 633 amino acids. The record is from RefSeq and is a predicted model, not a curated record. Gene Ontology annotation, biological process: response to oxidative stress. The transcript has 9 exons. Gene Ontology annotation, molecular function: heme binding; peroxidase activity.